CCUUCAGGUUUUUUUCUUCUGCAGUGUACUUCAUUUCAUUCAUUCAGAAUAAACUAAAACAAAAGUAGAAGCAGCGAUGGGAGAAGGAAGUAUCAAAACCUUAGCAAAGUUGAAUAAAGCAUCAGAGAAUACAACGGUGGUUCUAGCUUGCGGUGUCGCAACCGUCCCGUCCGGGGGGUCCGAUGUCGUCGCGUCGGCUUUUUUUUUGGGAGUCGCCAUCGAUCUUAGCUGGAGUGGAUCGAACACUCUUAGGAUCGGCUCUAACCUUAGGGUCAGAACCGAGAUAUGGUCUGCGAAAAUGAAGUUCUGGGUUCGGGAGUACGGUUACGUGUAGGGAAGUUAAGCAACACCCCCACAACGCCCUAAAUCGGUACUACUUAAGUCGAUAAGUUUUAUACGAGUUGGGUGUAUUUUAGUAAUAAUUUGUAAUUUUAGGGGUCCCACUGGACCAUUUAAUGAUUUAAUCAUAUUAGUUAUAAUUUAAUUAUACGCCCACUGACGUAAAAAUUUAAAGAUAAAGUUAGUUGAUUAAUUGGACUCGAACCUUAUCGGUUGCCUACGUACCCGUAAGACGGGAUCAAAGUCCACGUAGUUCGCUAAACUUUGAUAGUUUAAUUGUGACAUUUUCAUCACGCUCCAUUGAUCGUGAUUUUCAUAUUAUAAUUUAUGUUAAUAAAAUUUAAUUUGAUUAUUAUGAAAUUAUGAAAAGGGAAUUUAAUAAUUUAAGUUAUUUAGGAAGAGGCUUGACUCGUAUUGGAAAAGAAACGAGAUAAACUUAAUCCGCAUUUACCAUUUCGUAUUAAGAACUAUAAACAAAUAAAGUUAAGCGGAAUGGUAAAUUCAACAUAUGAUUGUCGGCAGCCCAACUGGUCAAACCGUUAGCCUCCUCUGACCCAGAGACCGCGGGUUCGAAACGAACUGAGUGCAAUUUUUUUGAUUUUUUCGUUUUAGUGUGGGGAUGGGGGAAGGGCAUUCUAAUAAUUUCACGAAAACACGGUGGCAGGGCCGCGUAAAUAGCCGGAAACCCUAGGGGCAUUUUGGUCAUUUUAAAACUUGAGGUAUAUAUAGGCUCUUAAAGCGCAAAAUCAAACCCUACUCUAUUCGACCUAGCGGCCGCCGCUCAAACUCUCCCUCUCAUCCCUCUCUAUCUCUCUCGGCCAGAGACCACAAACCCUAACCCCCGAUCCAAAACCGCCGCCGCUCUCUCCUCUCGUCCCUCGUCUCUCUCUCUCGCUCAGAGAAACACAAACCUUGCCCCGAUCAAAACCGCCGCCGCUCUCCUCUCCGCGAAACCUUAAUCGCCGCCGCUCUCCCUCUCUAUCUCGCCUCUCUCUCUUCUCUCACUCUCAUCCCUACCCAGAAAUUGAAAACCUAAACUAAACCCAUCUCAAGCCGCCGCAAUCCUAUAAACCUCUCGCCUCGUCACUUAUCGCCCCGUCCGAGCUACGAUGACCACGACAUGCGCCGCCGGUGGUGAUAAAAAUCGAGUUUGAAGGUUCGUUUCUUUGUUUAUUCUGUGAUUUCUACCGUGUUCAAAUAUGAUUUUAGGGUUUCAAGUUUCUAAUCCCUAUUUUAUUUUCUUUUUAUUUCCGGAAAAAGCAAACCCAGGGCCGAGAUGGGCCUCGAUCUAACUUCCCCUUCUUCGAUCUACUCUCUUUCGUAGAAACGACGAGGAUGAUGAAGAGACCGGGUUAAGAUUUUGUUUGCAUGUCGGAUUUCGGUGGAUUUUAGAUUCAAAAUUAGGAUUUUGAUAUUUUAUUUUUGUUUUUAUUUGUGAGAGGGUUUUGGUCGAGGAGAAGGUGGCUUCGGGCGGCGGGUUGCCGGCGGCGACAGGCCGACUACGACACAGGUAGGUUUUUUUUAUUUGUUAUAUAUUUGUUAUUUUGAUUUAAUAUCCCUUCAAUUGACUCUGACUUCUAUUCUUGUGUUGAUGCAGGUAAAAAUUAGAUCUAGGUAGGUCUCCUAUAACUCUCUUAAUUUUGGAUUUAUGAGAUAUAAAACUGAAGCUGGAUUACACUACAAUAAGGUUGUGAGUGAGUUUGACUAUAUGGAAUUUUGGUUUUUUAUUUGUUUGUGGAUGGUUGCGGAUGUGAAUUUUGGUGGUGCCGGAAAUUGCUAAAAAAGGUAACGAAAAUGGGCUACCGCUUGAAAUUUUGAUAUAUUACAAAUUGCCAAAAAUUAUUUUUCCGUGAUGGAGAUGUAAUUAACAUCCUCUAAAUUGCUUAUCUUAGCGAUUAUAAGUCACUGCCACUUUUAGUGAUUUUGCUAGACUAUAGACUAAAUUACUGUUAUUGCU
Linum trigynum is the source of this 2296-nucleotide messenger RNA. NCBI's taxonomy places the organism in Eukaryota, Viridiplantae, Streptophyta, Magnoliopsida, Malpighiales, Linaceae. The record is from the annotation of a GenBank genome assembly.